This is a messenger RNA of Zychaea mexicana, 735 nucleotides long. RefSeq lists its product as uncharacterized. NCBI's taxonomy places the organism in Eukaryota, Fungi, Mucoromycota, Mucoromycetes, Mucorales, Lichtheimiaceae. The record is from RefSeq and is a predicted model, not a curated record. Gene Ontology annotation, molecular function: catalytic activity. The transcript is spliced from 2 exons. The annotation marks the transcript as partial.
ACCUCAACAUCGCAAGAAGAGAAAUUCCACUGCUACUUCAAUGCUACACAAUCCUUUUUGACUUCGCAUUGCGGCAUCGUAUCACUCAGCGCUGACAUAAAACUCACACCACUCACAGUUCUUGACAAUGAUUGGCAUCUCUUCGUUAAAAUCGAGCACCAGCAACAACACUUUCAGCCGAUUUAUCUACUCACCAUCUAUGCACCUGCUACAUCACCCACACAACGACGGCAAUUCUUUACAACAUUAUACAACUCUGAAAUUUUUCAGGAGCAACAACCCUACAGAGAAAGAAUGAUCAUAACGGGAGACUUCAACUAUAGGUAUCACCUCAACACGCCGGCAGCCUGGUUUACCAUACUACAACACCACUUCACUAACUGCAUCAACCCCGACCCACAUAACAAACCACUACUGACCUUCCAUCGCAGUGACUUUACUAUGUCCACCAUCGACUAUAUAUAUGCCUCUUCAUCUGUAUCUCAUACGGUGAAGUCUAGGGAAGUGUCCUAUGUUGCCAAAUCAUGGUCCGAUCAUGCUUUAUUAUUUGCAACUUUUGAUAUGGGUUCAUCUACCACAGGAAAGGGCUACUGGCGAGGCAAUCCUUUGAUCCUCACUUUUAAAGACUUUCGUCACCAACUUGCAACAGCAAUCACGCGCUUCUUCGAACGCAUCGACAGCAACUCAAUGCCUCAACACCAAUGGGAGGAACUGAAACGUCUCCUAAAACAGUAA